Drosophila serrata is the source of this 2813-nucleotide messenger RNA. It is a transcript of the gene niki, whose product is annotated as nimA-like kinase. Gene Ontology annotation, biological process: protein phosphorylation. The record is from RefSeq and is a predicted model, not a curated record. Gene Ontology annotation, molecular function: protein kinase activity; ATP binding. Lineage: Eukaryota; Metazoa; Arthropoda; Insecta; Diptera; Drosophilidae.
UCCAUACUUCCCGUUUGAAUACCCGAAAUUAACAUCGAUUAUUCCGAAUCGUGGCUCUGUUGCCAUUUCCAAUCCAAUUGCUUAUGAUAAUCCCCCGACCCGGGCUGUCCAAUUAGCGCAGACCCACUGAUAACAUUUGCUUGGACAUGUCCACAAGCCCAUUCCCCGGCUGGUCGCCUGGCAACCGGGCUAUGACCACAACUCCGGCUCGAUGGACACAUACCAAUGGAAAAUAUUAUCCAACAGACAGGAUACGGUUGUCGCUCUUGAAGGAUAUGAAGAAGUUCCGCGCCAAGGCGAGCUCCCUGCCCAUUUUCAACGGUCGGAUUACGGACGCCACCACUCUGACCACCAGCUCACUGCAGUUGCCACUGGGACAGGUGCCGGCGAGGAAGAAAACCCACUGCUGUCGGGUCCUUCCUACAGUCUUUACCAUUACCGACGGUACUACCGGAGCGGCCAAUACGUCUCUAGCGGAGGCCAUGUCGAGUAGCAAAGCUCAAGGGCCAGCAGCCAGACAGGACCAACUCCUGCAGCUCAGCGUUCCCCGGGAAGCGGCGGCAGCAUCAUUGGUAAUAGCAGGUCCAGAACUGGCCAACUAUGAGAAGGUGCGGGUUGUGGGACAGGGCUCCUUCGGCAUCGCUAUCCUGUACCGACGUAAGUCCGAUGGACAUCAGAUCGUCUUCAAGCAGAUCAAUUUGAGUGAAUUGACCCCUCCGGGUCGGGAUCUGGCCAUGAACGAGGUGGAUGUAUUUUCGAAGCUCCAUCAUCCUAACAUAGUCAGCUACCUGGGUAGCUUUAUCAAAGACAACACGCUGCUCAUAGAGAUGGAGUACGCGGAUGGAGGAACGCUGGCCCACAUCAUUGCCGAGCGUCAGGGAAAGCUGCACUUCCCGGAACGCUACAUAAUAGCGGUAUUCGAGCAAAUAUCCAGUGCCAUUAACUACAUGCACUCGGAGAAUAUCCUGCAUCGGGAUCUCAAGACAGCCAAUGUCUUCCUCAACCGACGAGGAAUCGUUAAGAUAGGCGAUUUUGGCAUUUCGAAGAUAAUGAAUACCAAGAUUCAUGCCCAGACGGUGUUGGGCACACCCUAUUAUUUCAGUCCCGAGAUGUGCGAGGGAAAGGAGUACGACAACAAAAGCGAUAUAUGGGCUCUGGGUUGCAUCCUUGGCGAGAUGUGCUGCCUGAAGAAGACCUUUGCCGCCUCCAAUCUCUCCGAGCUGGUCACCAAGAUCAUGGCAGGAAACUACACGCCAGUUCCCUCGGGUUAUACAUCAGGAUUGCAAAGUCUCAUGUCCAAUCUGCUGCAGGUGGAGGCUGCCCGGCGACCCACUGCUUCAGAGGUUCUGGUCUAUUGGAUUCCGUUGAUAUUCCGCAGCCUGGGAAAGAACAAGGGAUACUCCUAUGAGGAGGACGUGGGUGCUCCUAGUGGCCAACACUUGGCGGCUGUUGUCCCCGCCGCCGGUCACAGCAACGUGACCAUGGAACUGGAGCUGCCCACCGCUCAGACAGAGACCAAACAGUUAAUGAGCGCAGAAACGGCGGCCCCACAUGAAAUCCUGGAGAAAAGAUCCGUACUCUACCAGCUGAAGGCCUUCGGCACCUGCUUUAGCAUGGCUCCAAUCCAACUGCCGCCCAAGGCCGUCAUCGUAAGCGUAGCCAUGUCAGACUCCCAUUUCGUGGUGGUGAACGAGGACGGAUCGGCAUACGCUUGGGGUGAGGGUACCCAUGGUCAGCUGGGACUUACCGCACUGGAGGCCUGGAAGCACUAUCCCAGCCGCAUGGAGAGCGUGCGCAACUAUCAUGUGGUGGGCGCCUGUGCAGGCGACGGUUUCACCAUCCUGGUAACUCAGGCGGGAAGCCUCCUAAGCUGUGGAAGCAACGCCAAUCUGGCUCUGGGCCAGGACGAGCAGCGCAAUUACCAUACGCCCAAGUUGGUAGCCCGAUUAGCGGACGUCCGGGUGGAGCAAGUGGCAGCCGGACUGCAUCAUGUCCUAGCGCUGAGCCGAGAGGGAGCGGUCUAUGUGUGGGGCACCAGUACCUGUGGAGCUCUAGGGCUGGGUAACUACCAGCAUCAGCAGAAAUUUCCACAGAAGAUUCUGUUGUCACAUGUGAAGACUAAACCCACAAAGGUUUACUGUGGUCCUGAUGCCUCUGCCGUGCUGUUUGCCAACGGGGAGCUCCAUGUCUGCGGCAGCAAUGAUUACAAUAAGCUGGGUUUCCAGAGAUCCGGAAAGAUCACUGCUUUUAAAAAAGUCCAACUGCCACACAAGGUGCUCCAGGCCUGCUUCUCGUCCACUCACUCGGUGUUCCUCGUAGAAGGAGGCUAUGUUUACACUGUGGGUCGAAAUGCUGAGGGACAGCGUGGCUUACGACAUUGCAAUUCGGUGGAUCAUCCCACCCUGGUAGAUGCUAUCAGGGCUCGCUAUAUUGCGACGGCCAACUGCAGCGACCAGUGUACUAUAGUGGCAUCCGAGGAUAACAUCAUCACUGUUUGGGGCACUCGGAACGGCCUGCCAGGUCUUGGUUCCAGCAGCAGUGGUUUGAGUAUGGAGAUGUGCACGCCCAACACGGAGCUUGAACUGGGCAAUAACACGGCGGCGUUCACAAACUUUUUGGCAUCGGUUUACAAGUCCGAGUUGAUACUGGAACCGGUGGAUAUAUUGGCGCUAUUCUCCUCCAAGGAGCAGUGCGAUCGUGGCUAUUACGUUCAGGUUCACGAUGUCUACCCCUUGGCUCACAGCGUCCUGGUUUUAGUGGACACAACCACACCACUCAUUUCCUCAUACGAGGGUGACUAUCCACAAAUGUAG